Dinoponera quadriceps is the source of this 432-nucleotide messenger RNA. RefSeq lists its product as uncharacterized. Lineage: Eukaryota; Metazoa; Arthropoda; Insecta; Hymenoptera; Formicidae. The record is from RefSeq and is a predicted model, not a curated record. The coding region runs from base 1 to 432 and encodes 143 amino acids. The transcript is spliced from 4 exons.
AUGAAUAAAUCGAGACCGCUUUUAACGAUACAAAUCAUAACUGAGUAUUUCAUCGGUCAAGAAGCAUUUUUCUAUUUGAUUCUGAUGUACACGAGCAUAGCUAUUUGCAUACUAGCGACUGUGGAAAUAGCGACGGGAACGAUGCUAAUAGGAUACUACAAACAUGUCUGCGCAAUGUUUAAAAUCGCCAGUUACCGUAUCGAGCAGGCGAUGAAGACUAACGUUCAACAACAUAUUGGUCUGAGGAAAGAAAUUAUGAUUCGUAUGAUAGGGAAGAUUAUCCACGCUGUGGACAUUCAUCGCAAAGCUAUGAAGUCCUCCAAAUAUUUACUAACCAAUUUUGAAGGAUCGUUCUUCGUUUUAAUCAUCUUCGGUGUGAUAAGUCUGAGCUUAAAUCUAUUUCGUCUGGAAUCUACAUCAAUACGAACAUGA